This is a messenger RNA of Thelazia callipaeda (thelaziosis nematode), 306 nucleotides long. NCBI's taxonomy places the organism in Eukaryota, Metazoa, Nematoda, Chromadorea, Rhabditida, Thelaziidae. The record is from the annotation of a GenBank genome assembly.
AUGAAGAAUAAAGUGGAAUCUCGGGCUAAUUUGCCUUCAGCUGACCUGUGGCGUUGUUUCAACUGUCUUAUAAAGAUGCGCGAAUAUGUACAUAAUAAUAAGCUCACUACUUCUGUACUUCAUAAUCGACUUAAAAAAAGUACAUCGAACGAUGAACUUAUCCAACAAAUCAUAAAUUUUGCGAAAACUGAACAAGAAAACAAGCUUGAAAUUGCUAAUGCUCCAUCAAAGUUUGCGCCGUUUCGAUCCUUAAAUUGUCGGCUUCAAAUCACGGUAGUAUCUUGUUGUACUUUCCUUGUCUCAUAA